AUGUGUCGUUUCCUCCAAACUGGCUGCACAAGGCACCUGGACAGUUUCUACACUCCAAUGGGCUUCCUGAUGGGUACAGUGCAACACACCCUAGUUCCUGAGGGCACAGGGCGAAAGGGGGUCACAAACUCCAAGCUGCUGCUCGUUGGGCCCAAACGGCCGAUGGUGUCACGGUGGACCAGUUCAGCUACUCACAGAUACCCGGAAGUGUUAUCGUUGUUCUACCCUGGUACCGUUCUUCUAUUGGGCCUUCAUACAACAGACACUGUAAUUGUACACGUUUAUGUGUUCAGUGCUGCAAGAGGGGAGAUUUUUAACCAGUGUGUGGCUGAGAGGGACGAGGCCUUUAAAGAAGUGGAUGUGAAGAGACUGAUGAGACAGAUUCUGGAGGGUGUGGCCUUCCUUCACAAGAGCAACCUGGUACACCUGGACCUUAAACCUCAGAAUAUCCUCCUCACUAGUGAGUCUCCUCUCGGGGACAUAAAGAUUGUGGAUUUUGGCCUGUCGAGGUUGGUAAGCAGCAGUCAAGAGAUCAGAGAGAUCAUGGGCACACCCGAGUAUGUGGCACCAGAAAUCCUGAAUUAUGAGCCAAUAAGUACAGCAACUGAUAUGUGGAGUAUCGGUGUCCUCGCAUAUGUGAUGUUGACGGGCAUCUCUUUUUUUCUGGGGGAUGAUAAACAGGAGACCUUCCUCAACAUCUCCCAGAUUAAUGUCAGCUACACUGAGGAAGAGCUGGAGCACCUGGACAAAGCAGCUAUUCACUUCAUAAAGUCCCUGCUUAUCAAAGAACCAGAGAACUGCUUCACAGCAGAAGAGUGUCUCGAGCACCAGUGGCUUCAGAUCAAAGAAGAAGAAAAGGACGGGAGUACAUCUGAAAGCGUCUCUGAGCCUGCCAGCUCGGGGACCUCCAGCCACGAUGAAGAAGCAGAGGAUGAAGAGAGCUCUCAGGUGACAGAAGAGCUCAUCGUAAUGGCAGCUUACACCCUGGGUCAGUGUCGACAGUCCUCUGAUAAAGAGACUCUGACCCCCGACCAGAAGGCCAUCUCCAAACGCUUCAAGUUUGAGGAACCCUUCUCAGCCCUGCAGGAAGUUCCUGGAGAAUUCAUCUACUGAUUCCAGUUCAGCCAGAUAGCUGCUACGCUCCCAACUAAUGCCGCACUUCAGACAAGAAACCUUUUCUAUGUCUUUUCUUUUCACUCACCUCAUGAUUUAAACUUGUAAGCCAAACAACUUUUGUCUUUUGUCUUGCUGGUUGCUCUUGUUUCUUUUGUUUAAUGUUUGUGCUGCUUAUAUUUACAGACGACUAAGCCUUGCUGUGACUCUCUCACUUUUCUUGUUUUUAUUUCCUUUAGGUGCCAUGCUUAUUUGUUAUUGGUAACACAUAUUAAAGUUAUUAUUUUUGAUGAUAAUAAUUUUGUUCGUUUUCUUCUGGGUGCGUUUCGAUGCAUCUUUGUACAAAUUAUUUUUUUGUUUGACUUUUUAGGUUUUGUUGUUUCUACAAGUUUGUUAAAGAUUAUAAAGCCAUUUUAUGUGUCCAGCUUCUUUCAGGUCUUUCCUUGGUAAAAAAAAAGCUUCCACAGCAAUAACAAAACGUGUAAAUGUUUCCUUGUUUUGUUUUUUAACUCAUGUUAGAGUUAUAACUAUAAAUUGAUUUGUCACUAUAAAGAAUAUUUUUAAUGGCAACAUAUUACAAGGAGACUGUUCUGAUGCUGUAAAUAAAAGUUUGUCUUUACAGCAGUGACUUAUUAUUUUUUGGUUGGG
Molecule: messenger RNA, 1761 nt
Organism: Misgurnus anguillicaudatus (oriental weatherfish)
Lineage: Eukaryota; Metazoa; Chordata; Actinopteri; Cypriniformes; Cobitidae
Source: RefSeq, a predicted model, not a curated record